AUGAGCAAUUUGAUAUCUGAGCCUCUUGAUGUCAUGACCAACAAAGAAAUGCAUCAACUGUACGAACACAAAGGAAUUGACCCAAAAAACAACAUGCUUGAUGUCACUCAAAAAGACAUGGAACUCUGUCACAAACACUGGCCAGACAAUUUUGAGACACUCUACGAUAUAGGAGCAAAAGCAUUCGAGACGUUCUUGGUUGACAGACAUCAUCUUGUGAAACUGUUCAAAGUAGAUCAAGUCAAAAGUGAGACGUGGCGUCAGCAUUUUGUAUUGGAUCGAUGUGUUCUUCAUAUGCUCCAAAUGCUGCACGAAACGAUUUCUGUAUAUCAUGAAGAUAUGAGUGGAGGAAACAAAAUUGACGAAGAGUUUUUCAAAAAGAUCCAAACGUUUGGAGGAAGAUACAGAUGUCUCGCGCCAAUGGUACCGGUCAAAGAGUACUUUCACCUGUUCAAUGUGUGGACUGAAAUGCAUAUGGACUUUAUUGUUCUAACCUGUUUUGAAGGCCCUGUUUGCAAUAAGGAGAAAGCAAUUAUUUCGGGAGUCUGGGAGAAAAUAAUUCAAAACAUCAAGGUUCAUUUUGUCUACGGCUGGCACCAUAAAUUGUAUAACAUGACUCGCGAGGAAAAGGAAUAUUUCAUGAAAGAAAAAACAAGCGAACCACCAGCUCGGAAGACAAAACAUCACCAACAAGGAAAACUUCCCAAAAUCAACCUUCAUUAUCUGGACUGGGAUCUUCCAGGUUUGAGCGGAUUCUUUUUGAUGGUCUGA
Caenorhabditis briggsae is the source of this 771-nucleotide messenger RNA. Bases 1 to 771 code for a protein of 256 amino acids. NCBI's taxonomy places the organism in Eukaryota, Metazoa, Nematoda, Chromadorea, Rhabditida, Rhabditidae. The record is from RefSeq and is a predicted model, not a curated record. The transcript has 5 exons.